AGUAGUAUUCGAAUUGACAUUUUGAUCUGUUUUAAGUGAAAACAAGCGUUUUACGUGUUAUAAUAAGUAACUUUAUCGUUAAAAUAAUGUGAUCACUUGAUAUGUCUAACAAUUUAGAUACUAAUACAUAAGAACAAAAUGUCCGUUCUUUUCGUGAAUACACUUUAAUUUUUUCUUCGAGGAGUCUAAGUUUUAUUAUGGAGUUCUUUGUUAAAUCAAGUAAUGAUAGUGAAGUCGAAGGAGACAAUGGUGAUUUACAAAUUGCAUCACCAGGAAGCUCAGAAGCUCAACAGGCACUCACACAGUUUUGGCCAAAAGUUAAUGAAGAAAUCAAAAAGAUUACUACUAUGGACUUAAAAACACAAUCCUUACCACUUGCAAGGAUAAAAAAAAUUAUGAAAUUAGACGGUGAUGUUAAGAUGAUUAGUGCAGAGGCUCCCAUGUUAUUUUCUAAGGCUGCAGAAAUAUUUAUUCAUGAAUUAACGUUGAGAGCUUGGGUACACACAGAAGACAAUAAAAGACGAACUCUUCAGAGAAAUGACAUUGCAAUGGCUGUAACUAAAUAUGAUCAAUUUGAUUUUUUGAUUGAUAUUGUUCCAAGAGAUGAGUUGAAGCAAAGCAAAGCUCAGUCAGAUAGCACUGUUCGAACUUCUAUGAACUCUGAUCAAGUACAGUACUAUUUCCAGUUAGCUCAACAACAGGUGUCAGCUAAUCAAGGUGUUCAAGCCAGCACAGCAGCAUCUCAACCUAUUCAAAUAGUUCAACCUUCUACAGGUCAAAUCCAAACAAUCAAUAUUGGUAGCCCUGUAGAUGACACAACCACUAGUACAGCUCAAACACUGACAGUACAGAAUCCUCAACAAGGUGGACAAGUUAUACAAAUACAACAACCUCAACAAACUGCAACUACGGCAAAUGGAGGUAUACAAAUAGUUCAACAAAUUGUCACACCUAGUGGUGAAAUUCAACAGAUUCCUAUUCAAUUGACACCUCAACAGUUACAAAUGAUUAGGAUGCAAGUUCAGAGUGGAAAUAAUCAACCAAUAAUUAUUCAAGCUACACCCAUUCAAACUCAACCACAGCUAAUUCAAGUUGCGCAAAGUGGUCAAACCCCAGUAUUUCUGCAAACUAGUACAGCUGAUAAUGAAUGAUUUCCUUAGAUUAUUUGAUCAUCAGUUUUUAAAAUAAAAUAAUAUAGAUUAACUUUGCAUCAGCGUGAUCAUUGAUGUUUCAUCAGUUAAUAUAUAAGUAAUUGUGAAUAUCAGUCACUCUCUAUCAACAACAUCGAAAUCUAUCAAAUAAAUAUUUUUUUAAAUCAAAAGUUAUCAACACCCCU
Phymastichus coffea is the source of this 1336-nucleotide messenger RNA. RefSeq names its product nuclear transcription factor Y subunit gamma-like (gene Nf-YC). Gene Ontology annotation, biological process: regulation of DNA-templated transcription. The transcript has 6 exons. Gene Ontology annotation, molecular function: protein heterodimerization activity; DNA-binding transcription activator activity, RNA polymerase II-specific; DNA binding. Lineage: Eukaryota; Metazoa; Arthropoda; Insecta; Hymenoptera; Eulophidae. Bases 198 to 1151 code for a protein of 317 amino acids. Gene Ontology annotation, cellular component: nucleus; CCAAT-binding factor complex. The record is from RefSeq and is a predicted model, not a curated record.